GGAGGAGCGGAGGCUAGGCAGUACAAAAGAGAAAACAGAUGGGACCCAGAGCAGCAGGGAGCUUCACCUUGAGAUCUAUUUAUUUUAUUUAUUUGAAAGGCUGAGACAGAGAGGUAGAGACACAGAGAGAGGUUUUCCAUCCACUGGUUCACUUCUCAGAUGGUCGCAACAGCCAGAGCUGCGCCAAUCCGAAGCCGGGAGCCAGGAGCUUCUUCCAGGUCUCCCACGUGGAUGCAGGGGUCCAAGGACUUGUGCCAUCUUCCACUGCUUUUCUAGGCCACAGCAGAGAGCUGGAUCAGAAGAGGAGCAGCUGGGACUAGAACCGGCGUCCAUAAGGGAUGCCGGCGCUUCAGGCCAGGGCUUUAAUCUGCUGUGCCACAGUGCUGACCCCUACCUGACUACUUUCAAACAAAGUGAUAAUGAGCAGAGAUGGACUCCCUUGUCAGCAGGCCCAGACACUUCCGUUUUCUGAGCAUCUACCCCUGUAAAAGGAAGAGAGAGGAAGGAAGGAAGCUCAGUGCGCAGAGGCCUGGGACCCCGAAGCAGAAGUCUUUCUCCCCUGGCCUAGGGAACAGCAGCUGCGGGAUCAGUGCUUUAUGCACUAAAGUUUCAAUAGUGAAUGCACCAGACACAACCGUCCACUUUGGUGGGGCUCACAUUCUUAUUCUUUAAGAGCAGUGGGAAUCAGUAAACCUUGGCCAUGAUCACUUCCUCUUUUCCAACCCAUGUGGCAGUUUUUGCCCUGAUCAGCCUGCGCGUCGGUGCUCUGGACACUUUUGUAGCUGCAGUGUAUGAACAUGCCGUCAUUUUGCCAAAGAAAACAGAAACGCCUGUUUCUCAAGACGAUGCCUUGCUCCUCAUGAACAAGAAUAUAGAUAUUCUGGAGAGUGCGAUUAAGCAGGCAGCAGGGAAGAAUGCUCGAAUCAUUGUGACUCCAGAAGAUGCACUUUAUGGGUGGAAAUUUACCAGAGAAACGAUUUUCCCAUAUCUGGAGGAUAUCCCAGACCCUCAGGUGAACUGGAUCCCAUGUCAAGACCCCCACAGAUUUGGUCACACACCAGUACAAGCAAGACUCAGCUGCCUGGCCAAGAACAACUCUAUCUAUGUCUUGGCAAAUAUUGGAGACAAGAAGCCUUGUAAUUCCCAUGACUCCACAUGUCCUCAUAAUGGCUAUUAUCAAUACAAUACCAAUGUGGUGUACGAUUCAGAGGGAAAACUGGUGGCACGUUAUCAUAAGUACCACCUAUACUCUGAGCCUCAGUUUGAUGUUCCUGAGAAACCGGAGUUGGUAACUUUCAACACCACAUUUGGAAAGUUUGGCAUUUUCACAUGUUUUGAUAUACUCUUCCAUGAUCCUGCUGUUACCUUGGUGAAAGAUUUCCAUGUGGACACCAUAUUGUUCCCCACAGCAUGGAUGAAUGUUCUGCCCCUCUUGACAGCUAUUGAAUUCCAUUCAGCUUGGGCCAUGGGAAUGAGAGUUAAUCUUCUUGUGGCCAAUACACAUCAUGUCAGCCUAAAUAUGACAGGGAGUGGCAUCUAUGCACCACAUUCUCCCAAAGUGUACCACUAUGACAUGGAAACAGACUUGGGAAAGCUCCUCCUUUCAGAGGUGGAUUCACAUCCCAAAACCUCUUCUUCCUACCCAACGGCUGUGAAUUGGAGUGCCUAUGCCAUGGCCAUCAGACCAUUCUCAGUACAGAAAGACACUUUCAGAGGAUUUAUUUCUCGGGACGAGUUCAAUUUUACAGAACUUUUUGAAAAUGCAGGAAAUAUUACAAUUUGUCAAAAAGAGCUCUGCUGUCAUCUAAGCUACAGAAUACUAGAAAAAGAAGCAGAUGAAAUUUAUGUCCUAGGAGCCUUUACAGGAUUUCAUGGCCGAAGGAGGAGAGAAUACUGGCAGGUAUGUACUAUGCUGAAGUGUAAAACUACUAAUCUGACCACAUGUGGACAGCCGGUCGAGACUGCUUCUACACGAUUUGAAAUGUUCUCCCUCAGUGGCACAUUUGGAACAGAGUAUGUUUUUCCUGAAAUUCUACUCACUGAAAUUCAUCUAUCACCUGGAAAAUUUGAAGUGCUAAAAGAUGGGCGUUUGGUAAAUAAGAAUGGAUUAUCUGGGCCUAUCCUAACAGUGUCACUGUUCGGAAGGUGGUACACAAAGGACACACUUUACAAAUCAUCUGGGACCAGCAAUUCAGCAAUACCUUACCUGCUAAUCUUCAUUGUCCUAAUGAUUGCAGAUUUGCAAAAUAUUGUAUUGCUGUAAGGUACCUCUGUCUUGCUCAGUUUUGCAUCAUACAUGUUGCUAAAUGUGUUUAUCAGGUUCCCAAGUCUGCUAAGAAACUUUGAAGGGCUACUUCAGUAGAAUAGACAAAUAAUUCUUAAGUAUUUUUAUCAUUAAAGACUAUUUUUAAGUUUGUUGAUAAUUGUGUCCUUUUUUUGGCUUCUCUGAAAUAGUGCUUUGUGGUACAAUAGAAACAGCAUAGGUGUUUGAAUUGGAUAAAUAAGGGUGAAAUAGGGUUCCAGCCCUAUUUGCUAUGAGACUUUGUAGGCUUGGGUGUGAGGGCACAGAGUGAAGACUUUCAUAGCUGUGUACUUGAAGAGAAACUGACUUUAAAAACAAUGUGAGCUCAUCUCAUUUUCUAAUGAUUAGAGGUAAAUUUGCUUGCUCAUCAGAUGGUCAUUUUUUUUUAAGUAAUUUUGUAAAGUAUUUUGUAAAGUAAUUUGUAUUUGUUUGAAAGUCAGAGUUGUACAGAGAGAGAAGGAGAGGCAGAGAGAGAGAGAGAGAGAGAGAGAGAUCUUCCAUCUGCAGAUCAGUUGGCUGCAAUGGCCGGAGCUGUGCCGAUUUGAAGCCGGGAACCAGGAGCUUCUUUUCAGUCUCCCACCCAGGUGCAGGGGCACAAGGACUUCGGACAUCUUCCACUGCUUUUUCAGGCCAUAGCAGAGAGCUAGAUCAGAAAUGGAGCAGCUGGGUUUCAAACUGGCACCCAUAUGGGAU
Lepus europaeus (European hare) is the source of this 2995-nucleotide messenger RNA. RefSeq names its product pantetheine hydrolase VNN2. The record is from RefSeq and is a predicted model, not a curated record. The transcript is spliced from 10 exons. Gene Ontology annotation, molecular function: hydrolase activity, acting on carbon-nitrogen (but not peptide) bonds, in linear amides. Bases 701 to 2263 code for a protein of 520 amino acids. Lineage: Eukaryota; Metazoa; Chordata; Mammalia; Lagomorpha; Leporidae.